AUGGGCAACACUUCUCGCACGCUGACGUUGACCAGGCACGCAGCAACCCAAAAAUUCCCCGCACCGGACCCAUCCUCAUCCUCGCCUCUCCGCACCAUUGCGGAUUCCGAUGUGGGGAGAAUGGCUCACUCGCUUGCAUGUAGCGUGUUCCUGACGUCAACGCAGGUCGCUUGGACAGCCGCCAUGACCAUCUCGACGCCAUCCGAGCUUGGGCGCGAUGUCAUGGCCGCGUCGAGCCAGAUGCGUGGGUCGCUCUUCGUAUUGCGCUCGGGCCGUGCAUCAAACUGA
Moesziomyces aphidis is the source of this 288-nucleotide messenger RNA. NCBI's taxonomy places the organism in Eukaryota, Fungi, Basidiomycota, Ustilaginomycetes, Ustilaginales, Ustilaginaceae. The record is from the annotation of a GenBank genome assembly.